GUCUCGGUUGGGCAGGACAAGCUUCGGGUCGUCGUUGCGCACGAGUUGGGAAAAAAGUAAAAACGAGCGUUGACUUCGAGAAGACAGCUAAAAUAAACUAAAGGAUUACAAACAUGAGCCGAACAACCACAUCUUCUUAUAAAAGGAUGUUCGGUGGCGAGCGACCAGGGAUGGCUCGGUCCACUUAUUCAAGUCGCCAGUAUAGUAGCCCGGUGCGCACAACAUCAUCCCGGGUGUCCUACAGCUCGUCUUCCGCGCCCAUCUACUUGUCCAAGGGCGCAAGAGUGCGCAGCAGCGCGCCUCUGCCCAGGUUGUCCACCGAUACUUUGGAUUUCGGGCUCGCUGAAGCCAUCAACACCGAGUUUAGAGCCAACCGAACCAAUGAGAAGGCUGAGAUGCAACAUCUUAAUGACAGAUUCGCCAGUUACAUAGAUAAAGUGAGAUUCCUGGAGCAGCAGAACAAGAUCUUGAUCGCGGAGCUAGAGCAGAUGAAAGGGAAAGGCACGUCCCGGGUCGGGGAUCUGUACGAGGAUGAGAUGAGAGAAUUGCGACGGCAAGUGGAUCAGCUCACCAACGAGAAGACCAGAGUCGAAAUUGACCGGGACAAUCUGGGAGAGGACAUAGAGCGCCUCAAAGAAAAACUUCAAGAAGAGGUGCUUCAGAAGGAGGAUGCUGAGAACAGCCUGAGGAGUUUCAGACAGGAUAUUGAUAACGCCUCCCUUGCUCGUCUGGACUUGGAGAGAAAAGUGGAGUCCUUGCAAGAGGAGAUUGCUUUCUUGAAGAAGCUUCAUGAUGAGGAACUUGCGGAGCUGCAGAUUCAGAUCCAGGAGCAACAUGUGCAGAUUGAUACGGAAGUGGCCAAACCUGACCUCACUGCGGCCCUGAAAGACGUUCGCCAGCAGUACGAGACUCUGGCUGCCAGGAAUGUCCAAGAAUCUGAGGAAUGGUACAAAUCCAAGUUUACUGACCUGUCAGAAGCUGCUGCUCGUAACACCGAGGCAAUUCGUCUGGCCAAGCAGGAAGCCAAUGACUACCGGCGUCAGCUUCAAUCACUCACUUGUGACUUAGAAGCUCACAAAGCAACGAAUGAGUCCCUGGAGCGUCAGAUGAGAGAGAUGGAGGAGAACUUUUCCAUCGAGGCAUCUGGUUAUCAGGACACCAUUGUGCGUCUAGAGGAUGAUAUCCGUAACAUGAAGGAUGAGAUGGCACGUCAUCUACGUGAAUACCAGGAUCUGUUGAAUGUUAAGAUGGCCUUGGAUAUUGAGAUCGCCACCUACAGGAAGCUGCUGGAGGGAGAAGAAAGCAGGAUCACCACACCUUUUCCCAACAUCACGUCAUUAAACCUACGAGAGUCCAUGAAGGAAACCAGACCUUUGAUUGACAACCUGUCUAAGAAAGUGGUGAUAAAGACCAUUGAGACAAGAGAUGGACAUAUAGUUAAUGAGUCCACCCAAAAUCAAGAUGAUCUGGAAUGAACUGGAUGUGAACCUGUGACCAGUAGGGGCACUGGAAAGCUGAAGAAGGCGGCACUGGAGUAGAACAAGAAAUGUAUUUCUGUUGUUUCUGUUAAAAGUUAAAAAAAAAAAAAAAAAAAAAACAGCUUUAAAGUGCCUUUUUGGCAUUGCCACACUAGAGAGGUAUGUUCAAUAGAUAUGUUUUAGAGCUGAAAAGACAAUGUAGGCCACUGAGUAAACCAGCUUUAUUCUGGUUUAUGUUUGCCACAAUGUCUGUAGUUUACACUGUUGAAGACCACAGCAAUACUGCUAGUUUUUUUCUGUUUUGUAUAAUUAUUGAAGUUGACCAAAAACUUGAUGAACUUGUGUCUCUUGCACCAGAAGAUGACCAAAAUGUCAUCAAAUUUCUACAAAUUCAAUAAACCUUUUCAAAAUUAA
Myxocyprinus asiaticus (Chinese sucker) is the source of this 1892-nucleotide messenger RNA. RefSeq names its product vimentin-like. Gene Ontology annotation, cellular component: cytoplasm; plasma membrane; axon. Gene Ontology annotation, molecular function: structural constituent of cytoskeleton. The record is from RefSeq and is a predicted model, not a curated record. Lineage: Eukaryota; Metazoa; Chordata; Actinopteri; Cypriniformes; Catostomidae. The transcript has 9 exons. Bases 114 to 1475 code for a protein of 453 amino acids. Gene Ontology annotation, biological process: intermediate filament organization.